Messenger RNA from Rhincodon typus (whale shark), 981 nucleotides. Its product is annotated as serine/threonine-protein kinase MRCK alpha-like. Gene Ontology annotation, cellular component: cytoplasm; cytoskeleton. The annotation marks the transcript as partial. Gene Ontology annotation, biological process: peptidyl-threonine phosphorylation; actomyosin structure organization. The transcript is spliced from 9 exons. Gene Ontology annotation, molecular function: protein serine/threonine kinase activity. NCBI's taxonomy places the organism in Eukaryota, Metazoa, Chordata, Chondrichthyes, Orectolobiformes, Rhincodontidae. The record is from RefSeq and is a predicted model, not a curated record.
GUUUACAUCAAGAUUCUUUCUUCUCGUUCCUGUCCCCACCCUCGUUGGAGUUGCUGGAUGUCUCCGCCAUCUCACGGCUCUCUCCAGACAGCAGGAAAUCUCCAGGACAUGGGGAGCCUCAGUCCGAGAGUCCGUCUUUCCGAAGCAGGGAGGCGUCGGAUUCGAAUGCGAAGCCCGGGUCUCCUCGAAAGGUACUGAAGAAGCCUACGUCUCCCCCUCCAGUCACUCCUCACGUGCCCAAGCCUACUCCUCACCAGUUUAAGGUGAAAACAUUCCAGGUCCCCACAAAAUGCAUGCGUUGUACAUCGCUCAUGGUUGGUUUGGUUCGACAAGGUUUCAGCUGUGAAGUGUGUAACUUUGUUUGCCACUCAGCCUGUUCCGUGGAGGCCAACGUCUGUCCAACGCCCCCCCAGCAAAUUCGGUCGCUGGGGAUCGACCCUGUCAAAGGAACGGGGACGGCGUUUGAGGGCUCAGUGUCGGUCCCGAAGCCGACGGGAGUGAAGAAGGGCUGGCAUCGGGCCCACGCUGUGCUUUGCGACUUCAAAAUCUUUCUGUACGAGACGACGGAGUCGAGGAGUUCCCAGGCCAGCGCCGCCGUCACUCAUGUCUUCGACCUGCGCGAUGAAGAAUUCUCCGUGAGCUCGGUCUUCUUUUCUGAUGUGAUUCAUGCGAACAAGAAGGACGUUCCGUGUAUAUUCAGGAUCACGGCUCCUCAAUUAACAGUUCCCAGCUCCAAGACCUCGCUCCUGGUGCUGGCUGACAGUGAGAACGAAAAGAAGAAGUGGGUGACGGUGAUUAACGAGCUGGUAGCCAUCCGCAAGCAAAGCGGCUUCAAAGAACGGUCAGCGGUAUGUCUCAAGGAGGUCUACGACAGCGCACUGCCACUAAUCUGUAACACGCUGACCGCAGCCAUCAUAGACAAGGAACGUGUUGCCUUGGGUACUGAGGACGGACUCUACAUCAUCGAUGUGACCAAAAAUG